Molecule: messenger RNA, 1096 nt
Organism: Neopsephotus bourkii (Bourke's parrot)
Lineage: Eukaryota; Metazoa; Chordata; Aves; Psittaciformes; Psittacidae
Product: programmed cell death 1 ligand 2-like
Biological process (GO): cellular response to lipopolysaccharide; immune response; T cell costimulation
Cellular component (GO): external side of plasma membrane
Source: RefSeq, a predicted model, not a curated record
AUGAUCCACAUCCUCACAGUAAUGCUCCUGAAAACACAGCUCUCCAUGGUUUCAGCUUUAUUUACAGUUGAAGUUCCUAAACAGCUAUACAUUGUAAAGUAUGGGAGCAACAUGACCACGGAAUGCAGAUUCCCUGUGAAUGGCUCAUUAAACCUAGGACUUCUGACUGUCGUUUGGGAGCAAAAAAGGCAGGUCCAGUCCAAAUCAAAAGUGGCAUACACACUCCACAAUGGGAAAGCAUUCAUUCCAUCCCAACAUCAUGAUUACAUAGAAAGAGCAGCACUUCUGCACUGUGACCUGAAACUGGGAUGAGCUAUCCUUCAUAUUACCAGUGUGAAGAACACAGAUGCAGCAUCAUGCCUUUGUCUCAUCAACUGCUGGGGUGUGGACUACAAGUACUUUACUUUGAAAGUAAAAGAAGCGUUUCCUCUGUCAGAUGUUUUCUGGCAAAAUGAGAACUUCAGUCUCAGUGUUUCUGCAAACACCACCUAUACGCCAACUGCAGACAGCCUCUAUGAUGUCACCAGCAUCCUGACAUUCACACCAAAUAUGAGUGAGAACUUCUGGAACAAAAAAGUGAAUGGAGAAACUUCAGCUCACAUUUCCACUUCAUCUUUAGUGAGUCCACAAUAUAGCAGACAAACAUCCCUGAUCUUAUUUAGCAUCACCACAUGUGUGAUGGUAGCUGUCCUUCCCUCUGCACUAAUAAUGUUUCAAAAGAGAAAACCAUUCAAGAAUAGGUAACUCCCAAAAGAUGUGAAAAGAAAACUGAACACUAACCUGAAAGAUAAGAACAAUAAGUCAUAUGGAGAUGAUUUUAACUCUCAGACUGAGGCUUUAUACUUGCCAACUGUCAAAGCCUCAAGAGACAGUGGGAGUGUGAGUCCUUGAAAAGUCUUCAUCUCACAUGCCAUAAUUUGCACUUUGUAUCUGUUUUGGGGGACUUCAAAGGAAAGUUACAGCAUUUUAGCCUUAAGAUGAACAGUGAACUCACGGGGAUUUAUUGGCCCUGCAGCAAUGGAAAGCUAUGCCUCUACAGAUCCUGAAGUUACUGAGAAUUAUGCUGUCAUGAAAUGUGGUUUACCACUGUGCAGAG